This is a messenger RNA of Astrephomene gubernaculifera, 1390 nucleotides long. NCBI's taxonomy places the organism in Eukaryota, Viridiplantae, Chlorophyta, Chlorophyceae, Chlamydomonadales, Astrephomenaceae. The record is from the annotation of a GenBank genome assembly.
UAUUGUAUUCGCUAUACACUUUAUACUGCUACUGUGCUCUUACUAGAUAGCCGCCCCGAUCAUAGUCAGGGUGCAUGUGAUCUUGGUUUAGUGACUUUGUCGAAACUCACAUAUCCUCUUCAGUAAUGGACAUAUUUGAGCAAGCCGAUGCAUUUACGCCCAGUCGGGCCGUGCUGCAAGAGGAGGAGGAAGCUGCCGCUCCUUCCGCUUCAAAUUAUUUGAGCCCAGCUGUAUGCGUUUGGAACAAAGCGCUGGUUCAACAGCUGUACCCCGAGGGGUUUUCAUGUGAUACGUUGGUCGUGGCGACAUGCCCCACCUCUUGUGCCCUCGUUCGCAGCCUACCCGGCAAGCAGCUCAUAGGGUCCGUCCUGGCCCCCGGUGUGAGCCUCGCGGGCAACAGCCUCGCCUCCUGCUCCAGCCAGGCCGAGCCCCUGCCCUCAGACCGCGUGUGCUGCGUGUAUGCCCUUCCACCGGCUGCUGCCUCUAGCCAGCAGCCCUCGACAGCUUCCCUCGAAGCACCGCAGCAAGGGCAGCAGCAGCAGCAGGCAUCUGCAGUCGGGCCAGGGGCGGGCGGCAAGGGCGUGCUGCUGGUUUGCUGCCAGUACGAGGUGCCUCGGGAGCGGGCAGCCGCAUGGGCUCGUGCCGUACUUGGGCAGUUGUCGUACGGCCAUGCCGUGUUCCUGGGCUCCAUGGCGGCGGAGCAGUUCCGGGGAUUCGGUGACGCCUCUCAGGAGGUGCUGCUCUUCUCGCUGCGGACGCGCGGCGCGCAGCAGGCCCCCCACCAGCAGCAGCCCCCGCCGCUGCUGCCCACGGGCACUGUGGUGGGCGGUCUGCCUGCGGCGCUGCUCUCACACUGCCAGGUCCGCGGGCGGUCAGCUGAGCUGUUCGUCCUAGUGGAGAUGGUGCUGGAGGGGCGGGCGGCGCUCAUGGCGGCGCUGGCGGGGGCGGUGGGGGCCGUGCUGCGCAGCCGCGGCGCCGGGGGCGCUGCGGAGCUGCUGGGCAGCCGAGGCGUGCUGGCGGCGGCACGCAGGGAGCUGGGGCUGGGGGGCCCGGUGUCGGAUGUGUAUGUGUAGCGGACGAGGGGCUGCCCGGAUGGAGUGGUGGAAAAACUGCUUUGGCUGAGUGUUGGAGGUAGUGCAAAUUCGCAUGCAGGUGUUGGGGCUGUGUGUAGGGGGUGGUGAUGUGGCUCGAACGGCUUGAGGUUUGGGCGAGUACCUUAUUGGUGAGUGGGACCGCAGGAGGUGCUGCUAUAGCUAUGGAGGGGCUGCCUAGCGCUGGGGAGCUUGCAGGAGGUUGUGCGACUUGCCGGGCCGGCUUUGCAGCUGAGACUGGACAGGCGGCAGUCCGUUACUUUGUCUCGGCCUGCGACGGCCCCCCACGGUUCCCUUCA